AGCCUUCCUCCUCGAUCUUUAUUCUCUCUCGCCAUGAAGAAGACAAUCUCCAAGGUUUCCAAGAUCUUCAACGGCACAAAGAAAUCCAAGGAGGACGAGAAUGUUUCCUCCAUCACUCCUGCGCAAUUGGGGGAGAUGAGGGGAGUCAUUCCUCCUGAUUAUGGCGUCCAGGAAGCCACGGGUACUACUUUGGAGCGCAAUCCUGACAUCUCCCGCCAAUUGGUCGUCCACUACGACUCUGUUAGGAUGGGAUGUCGCUUACCUCUUCAUCCCCUCUUGAUUGAGCUUUGCAACCGCUACGCCAUUCCUCCCGGCCAGAUUUCCUCGAACUCCCACGAGAGUCUUUUUGGCUUCUUGGCGCGGUGUCACAAGAGAGGCAUCCAACCCACUCUGAAGCUCUUCCACUCUUUCUUCCGUCCACACAAGUACGACAGUGAGUUGGGCCGGGGGUACGUGAGUUUCACAGCCCGGACCGAUAUGCAGUUUUUGGACAGCCCUGUUGACAAACUUGAUGACUGGUUCCGCCGCUUCUUUGUGGUGGUAGUCCCGGAGAACCUCCCCUUCCCCCAUGUGUCUCCCGAUACUCCUCUUCAAGAGCCGUCGGGAAACACGACUUCCUCUUGGGUUCCUCCUUUCAGGAGCACUCGACUCCGCCGGCGAUCUUCUCGAAGGGAUCCUUCCCCGGAGGAGGACACCGAUGGCGAAGAGGCUGGGUCCGUGACUGGGACCCAACCUAUGCUACUUGCUGACCGCCCUCAUCUUUCGGAAGAGGUGGUGGUCGAGGACGCGUCCGACGAUGAUGGCCUCUAUGACUUCCCUCCGGGGACCUUGAGGGGAUCCGGUCUUAUCCCCGGUGUUCCCCAUAUUCCUCUUUUUGGCAGGGGGACUUCUCCUUCUGCUCAGUUCAUGGGCCCGUUGGGUUUCCAUCCUCAACCCAGUGGGACCCUGCCCAUUGGGCGCGCCACCGGUUCACAAGGGUCCCUUGAACCGCCACAUGUCCAGGUGGCCGGGAUUGGGAUUCCGUGCAGCACUGAAUCUCCAUGGGAAUAUUCCCCCUCCUCCGGCUGUGGGGGGAAUGAGGCAAUUUCCCAGCCCCAACCGUCCACCGCUCUAAAUUUUGCAGAGUCAGCGGCGGAGAGUAUUUUUGGGACGCCCCUUGGUCAGGGCGGUAUUCCUCUCCCUGGAGCAAAUAUCCAUCGAUCUUUUAGGGAGACGGAGGAGUUAAUUCGGUCCUCCAGUUUUGGGAAGGCUAUUGUCCCCUCAUCCGUCCGUCCCACUGUUGUUCACGGUCCAUCAACUCAGGAGACCGGGUCUUCUUCUUCUUCCCAGGCCCAUCACAAGAGGGGCCGGAAUUCCACUCCUCUCCCAGGCUCUUUGGUGUCCGCUGAUCACCUCUUUGGGACCGCUGGCGAUGGGUCUCCUACCGGGCAAGGGAGUCAGCCUUUUCCCUAUGCCCGGGAGGUCUAUCAGUACACAGGGUACACGGCUUGGGUUGGACGGGAUUUCAACAGCAAGCUUCAAGAGAUACAACAGCUUAAAAGGGACCAUCCAGAUGUGAUUCACAGCCCAGUCUGGCCGUUUAUGCAGGAGGAGUAUACUCGUAUGCGCCACUCUCUUCGCCUGUUGGACCGCAAUGCUGCUUUAUCAAAGGAGCUGCGGGAUUUCAAAUCUCGGCACUCUAUUUGUGUCGAGCGCCCGGAAUACGAUCGGGUUUUGUCGGAGAACGACCAGCUCUACUCUGACCGCGAGCGGCUUUCGGCCAAGGUUGGACAGCGUGAGGAAUCUCUGAGGAGGGACUUGGAGCGGCAAGCCAGAGAGCGUGAAUUGCAAGUUCGAGAGGAGGCCGAACUUCACCGGAAGAGAUCCGAGGAAGAGCUGGAGCGAACGUGGCGUCGCCGAUCCGAGGAAGAGGCAAGGAGGGCGGCGGAAGAGGUUGAGCAGAGGUGGCGUCUCCAGCAUGAAGAAACCGAACGUCGACUCUCUCAACGGGUUGACGAGCUAAACCUAACCCUUAUGGAGGAGAGGCGUUCAGCCCGGAGUUCGCUUGAUGAGGCCCGCCGCUCACUCGAGAAUGAACGUCUUACAUAUAAGGGACAUAUGGCUCGAAUGGAGGCCGAUUACAUCUCCGAUUACGGUAGAGGUUUCUAUCGUGGAGGAUUGGAGGUCCAACAGAAGUUUUAUCAUGGCCUAGAGCCCUAUUCUGAUGGGCAAGAUCCUUGGCUGAAGUUCCCAGGCAUCCCAGGACCCAUGGGACCAGAGCCCUCUUUUCUCCACUCCCCUCCCCCAUCUUGAAUCACUGCCAUUUGUUUAGGAACGGUCCUCCUGUGUUCUUGUAUUAAUUUCUGCUCAUCAUUGUAAGGACUUGCCCGU
Cuscuta campestris is the source of this 2370-nucleotide messenger RNA. Lineage: Eukaryota; Viridiplantae; Streptophyta; Magnoliopsida; Solanales; Convolvulaceae. The record is from the annotation of a GenBank genome assembly.